AUGCUUGUGUCUACAAAUAAUACACCAAAAAAUAAAAACAUUUCAAAUAAUGAUGAAUAAAGAACAGUUGAAAGGUUAAGGUUUCUUUUGAAAAAUGCCAUUUAAGUAUACUAAAAAAUUUAAUAAUAAAUCUAGCUAAACGAUGAAUUAGAAAAGAAAAAUGCUAUUUUACAAUAUAGAAUAGAGUAAUAAUAAAAUUAAUCUUAAUAAUCAAUUUAACAAGAAGAUUAUAAACAAUAGCUUGCUAAACUUCAAUAACAACUUUAAGAAGUAUAAUUAGAAAAUUAGCAGCUUUAAUCAAGUUUAAAAAAUAUCAAAUAAAUAGGUAUAAUUUGUGAUAUCAAAGGCAAUCAGAAUCAAUAAAAUAAUCAAAAAAAGUUUUAGUUGAUUCUUUAAGAUUGUGCAAUUUCUUAGAUAGAGAAACAAUUUUAUGAUUAUUUUGAAAAUUCUUCAUCUGUUCUAUAGGAACAAAUUAUUUUGGAAUUUCAAAACAGAUUAGAAAAAUAUUAAACAAAAUAUCAAAUAGUGGAGAUAAAUAAAAUUACAAGUUUAACAAAUUUAGACAAAAUUAAAUGUAUAGAAUCAUAGUAGAGAGAAAUCGAUUUACUUGAAUCAAAAUUAUGUAAUAGUGAGAAAGAACUAAAUGAUUUAAAACGUAUAUAAGAUAUUAGAAUUUUAGGAGUUCUAGAAUCAUAAUAAUAAUAAUAAUCAAUUAAAUAAAGUUAAUAAGAUUAAGUUCAAGAUUUUUUUAAUUCAAAUUAAUUAGAAAUCUUUACUUCUAGACUCAAUAAUAGUCAAGGAAUGGAUGAAUGUUUGAGUACUGAUAAAAGGUGGAUUGAUAUUGAUAAUAAUUAGCUUAAAACAGAUGAGAGAAAAAUACUUCAAUAUGAAAAGAUAAUAGAGAAUUAAAAAGUGGAAAUAGAAAGUCUUAACAAUAAAGUAUCAAAAUUGUAAUAAGUAUGAUUAAAUAAAUACUUUAGAAAAAAAACCAAUUGAAAUUAUAAAACUAAGAACUUUCUACAGUGUUAUAUUAAUAAGCUGAAACAUGUUAAAGAAUCAUAUCUAAUUUGCAAGCAAAAGUUGAGAAAUAAUUAGUUUAGAUACAAUAUUAUUCUUCUCUUUAAUAGAUGAGAUCUAAAUUAAAUUAGGUAAGUACAUUUCUAACAUAUUAAAUAGUAAUCCUCUUAACAUUAUGUAUAGAGUAGUUAAUAAAUAGAUAUAAGGAAAAAGUUCACAUACCAUUCUCCAAAUACAAAUAGUUCUCCUGUUUCCUUAGCUAAAUCUUAACAAAAUACUAGAUCAUAGAAAAAAGUAAUAUUUUAAGAUAUGAAAAUUUAACAGCAAGAUUCUUCUAAUGAUUAGUUUACAUGGAUCAUAAAAACGACGGAUGCAUCAUUAGUUAAAAAAUUAGAUAAAAAAGAUUCUUAAUCAGAAAGUACAAUUGAUUAAGUUCCAAAACCUACAAGAUUAUCAACACAUUUAUAAGAAGUUAAAAAAUCAUUAGAUUAAAUAUAAAAUGGUAUUUGUACAUAAAAUAAUUUGAAAGGAUAUUAUUUUAUACAGAAUAAGCCGAUUUUAACUUUAGAUGAUUUUUGA
Messenger RNA from Paramecium sonneborni, 1596 nucleotides. NCBI's taxonomy places the organism in Eukaryota, Ciliophora, Oligohymenophorea, Peniculida, Parameciidae. The record is from the annotation of a GenBank genome assembly.